This is a messenger RNA of Mugil cephalus (flathead mullet), 2375 nucleotides long. RefSeq names its product nucleoporin 54 (gene nup54). Gene Ontology annotation, biological process: nuclear pore organization; protein localization to nuclear inner membrane; NLS-bearing protein import into nucleus. Gene Ontology annotation, molecular function: structural constituent of nuclear pore. The record is from RefSeq and is a predicted model, not a curated record. The transcript is spliced from 15 exons. Gene Ontology annotation, cellular component: nuclear pore central transport channel; nuclear pore. Lineage: Eukaryota; Metazoa; Chordata; Actinopteri; Mugiliformes; Mugilidae. Bases 82 to 1968 code for a protein of 628 amino acids.
GGGGGCGGUAAAGCGCGCAGCUGUGUUUCUGCUGCUCUCAAUAGACCGUAGAAGAAGAAGACGGCGGUGACGGCAGUCAACAUGGCGUUCAGUUUUGGCGGAGCCACGAGUAACCCAGCAGCAAGCACGUCUGGGUUUUCAUUUGGUUCAUUCGGUGCUAAGACCACAGCGGCCCCGGCCUUUGGCUUCGGCACCGCGGCCACCACCACCACCUCCUCCGCCCCCUCCACAACCGGAUUCGGCACUCUUGCAGCCCCUGGUUUCGGGGCGGCCACCACCACUGCAGCUGCACCAGCCACAGGAUUUAGUUUUGGCUCCACCAACACUGGAUUUGGGGGGCUAGGAGCUGGAAACACCACGGCUGGUGGGUUUAGUUUUGGGGGGUUUGGUUUAAAUGCCAACCCGCCAGCAGUCAGCUUUAAUGUGGGGUGCUUUGGUACAGCAACCACCACUGGCACUGUUUUCAAUUUUGGCAAUAGCCUGGCUAGCACAGGUGCGUUCGGUGGCUUUGGGACAACAACAACAACUGCUGCAGGAGCUGGAUCCACUUUUAGCUUUGCCGCCCCGUCCAACACUGCAGGAAGCCUGUUCAGUAACACACAGAACAAAGGGUUCGGGUUCUCUACUGGGCUCGGCACUGGGGCCACCGCUGGGACGUCAGGGUUUGGAACCGGAUUAGGGACGACUAGCCUGGGUGGGUUUGGAGGCUUCAAUAUCCAACAGCCCCAGCAGCAGCAAGGAGGUUUGUUUGGCCAGCAGGCUCAGCAGCAGGGCCAGGCUCAGCCCACCCAGCUUUACCAGCAGGUCACCGCUCUGUCAGCUCCCACCUUGCUGGGAGAUGAGCGUGACUCCAUCCUCGCCAAGUGGAAUCAGCUGCAGGCAUACUGGGGCACGGGGAAGGGCUACUACAGCAACAACAACCCACCUGUUGACUUCACCCAGGAGAACCCGUUCUGCAGGUUCAAGGCGGUGGGCUAUAGCUGCGUCCCAGUGAGCAAAGAUGAGGACGGUUUGGUGGUUUUGGUUUUCAAUAAAAAGGAAGCCGACGUGCGAGCUCAGCAGCAACAGUUGGUGGAGUCUCUUCACAAGGUCCUGGGAAGCAACCAGACACUCACUGUCAAUGUGGACGGUGUCAAGGCCCUGCCCAGUGACCAGACAGAGGUGAUCAUUUACGUGGUGGAGCGUUCUCCUAAUGGCACCUCCAAGAGGAUCCCAGCUUCUACCCUCUUCAGCUACCUGGAGCAGGCGAACAUUAAGGCCCAGCUCACACAGAUCGCCGUGGCCAUGUCGGUCACUCGCACGGAGCUGUCCCCAGCACAGCUCAAACAGCUGCUGCAAAAUGCUCCUGCAGGAGUGGAUCCCAUCAUUUGGGAGCAGGCUAAGGUCGACAACCCUGACCCAGAGAAGUUAAUCCCAGUGCCCAUGGUGGGCUUUAAGGAGCUCCUCCGCAGGCUGCAGAUCCAGGAGCAGAUGACUAAACAGCACCAGACCAGAGUGGAUAUUAUCUCCAGUGACAUCAGUGAACUGCAGAAGAACCAGGCGACCACAGUGGCCAAGAUUGCCCAGUACAAGAGGAAGCUGAUGGAUCUCUCUCACAGAGUGCUCCAGGUCUUGAUCAAACAAGAGAUUCAGCGGAAAAGUGGUUACGCUAUCCAAGUGGACGAGGAGCAUCUCAGGGUGCAGCUGGACACCAUUCAGUCAGAACUCAAUGCCCCCACACAGUUCAAGGGUCGACUGAAUGAAUUAAUGUCCCAAAUCCGGAUGCAAAAUCACUUCGGAGCUGUGAGAUCAGAAGAGCGCUACAGUGUCGACGCAGACCUUCUCAGAGAAAUCAAACAGCACUUAAAGCAGCAGCAGGACGGUCUCAGUCAUUUAAUCAGCGUCAUUAAGGAUGACUUGGAGGACAUCAAACUCAUAGAGCACGGCUUGAGCGACAGUGGACACAUUAGAGGAGGCAUCCUAAGCUGAGUCUGUCCCACCAACACGGUGUCAGUCCUGAAAGACAGCGGCCACUCAACCCAGACCAGACAGCACCUACUUUUAAUUCCUGUUCCUGGACAAUCUUAAAAUAUACUUGCAAAGAUCAGACUGGGCUUCUGUUUACUUCCUUUACCAACAUUUGGCACGUCUCAUCGUUUGCCUCACUUGUCUGUGCCUGGUUAAUCUGUGCAUUCCCAUCUGAUACGCACAGCUCAAUGGAAACACUUCACACCGUCUAAUAAUAGCUGGCUUCCCAUAUGUCAAAUCAGAUUAUGGACUAUGAACUGGCAUGUAAACAAGUCAUGGGAUUGAGUCAUUGAAAGCUUUGUAAAUAUAUCUUUGUAGAUCUUUUUUUAUGAUGUUAGAGCUUUAAUAAAUGUCAUUUAAAUUCAAAA